UCAUUUCCACAACUUCACACUCAGAAGCGAAAUUUGUUCUUGCUUGUCUUUUGUAAAGCUCUAGCACUUGAAGCACGUUAUGUCUAACUUGCCUUUAAACCCUAAACCUUACUUAAAUAGUUUAACUGGGAAACCAGUUGUAGUGAAAUUAAAAUGGGGUAUGGAAUAUAAAGGAUUUUUGGUGUCUGUAGAUGGAUAUAUGAAUUUAGAGCUAGCAAACACUGAAGAAUAUAUUGAUGGGAAGAAUAAAGGAAAUCUUGGAGAAGUAUUAAUUAGAUGCAACAAUAUUCUUUAUAUAAGAGGUGUAGAAGAAGAGGAAGAAGACGGUGAGAUGAAGGACUAAAAUAAACAGCAUUUCUCAGUGUAUAUAUAUUCAUAAUACAUGUAUGUUUGUAUAGUUUUUUAAUAAACGUUUUUGUAUGA
Messenger RNA from Argiope bruennichi, 423 nucleotides. RefSeq names its product small nuclear ribonucleoprotein F. The transcript is spliced from 3 exons. Gene Ontology annotation, molecular function: RNA binding. Gene Ontology annotation, biological process: mRNA splicing, via spliceosome; spliceosomal snRNP assembly. Gene Ontology annotation, cellular component: catalytic step 2 spliceosome; U1 snRNP. Bases 80 to 343 code for a protein of 87 amino acids. The record is from RefSeq and is a predicted model, not a curated record. Lineage: Eukaryota; Metazoa; Arthropoda; Arachnida; Araneae; Araneidae.